AUGUGGGCUCAUGCUUUUGGGUUCUCUGCCUUGCCUCAUAUCGGGGGAAUUCUCGGCUGGCUCUUGACACGGAAGGAAGUGCCUACUUGGUUCGAAAGCCUGAAGAAACCCUCUUGGCGUCCACCCAACAAAAUGUUCCCCGUCGUGUGGACUACCCUGUACACAGGCAUGGGCUACGCUUCAUAUUUGGUGUGGAAUGACUUAGGGGGCUUCAACAGCAAAGCUGUCAUCCCGCUGGGCCUCUACGGGGCUCAGCUUGCCUUGAACUGGGCUUGGACUCCCCUAUUCUUUGGCGCUCAUAAGCUAAAACUGGCUCUGGUGGACAUCUUGUGCCUAUAUGGCCUGGUGCUUGGCACCAUGUACUCUUGGUACCCCAUUAACAAGAUGGCAACAAUGCUGAUGGUGCCUUAUCUGGCCUGGCUGACCUUGGCUUCUUCUCUCACCUUCUGCAUCUGGAGGGACAAUCCUGAGGAGGAAAAAGGAAAGAGUGACUAAGACAAAAAGAGGAGCUGGUGAAAUAAGGUCAUUCUAUGAAACCAACCCAUCCUGAUGUGAUGUGGUGAACCAAGAGCUGAUAGCCCGGGGGUAGUUAAUUUUAUUAAGAUGGACACCUGAACAUACAUAUUAUUUGCAUAGGGCGGAUGGGGAAAAUUUUGCACAAUGCAAUGGGAUGUCCCUUUAAGGCUACCAUAUACCUUUAACCUGAGAACCCCUGCCUCUCUCUUUCUCCAACAAUGCUGGGGUUUUGGGGUUACAGCUGUAUGGUGGUCUUAUAGGGACACUAACAGGUUAAAUCUCAUACGCCAAUUUCUGCUCUGUUAUGCCACUAUAAAUUCAAAGUCACUCCACUGAAGACAAUGGAGUUAUUCUGGAUUUAUAUCAGUGCAACUGAGAUCAGAAUUUGCUCGCAUACAUUAAAAAAAAUUCUCACCUGUGUGACAAAAAACACCUGAGAUGAUUAAAACAGGACGAUUUUUACAAACCUAAUGGCUUUUUGCCUUUUCUGCUGUUUAAUUUUUGCAUAAGACUCAGUUUGGACUUUUUACCAUUAGCCAUUAACUUCUCACCAUCUAGGUUGCUUGCUCAUUACUUGCCAUUCUCUCUGCCUGCGAAAUGAAAAUGGUCAGAUUCAUUUUCUGCUUUUAGUCUAUUGUGCUUCUUGGUUCUCAUGCCCCUGUGCAAUGCUGCAAUGACUGGAGUGCAAAUAACUGUACUGAAGGGAAAUCUUUAUCUGUCCCACCUCUAAAAUACCCCUCCCCACAAACCCUCCCCCCCGCAUUCACUGAAAUAAAACAUCCCCCAAAACAUGUACUGACACAUUUAUAAUAUGCUUUGUAAAACCUUCAAACCAACCCCUCUAAAUGUUGUGCCUUAAACUACCAGACAACAGCUGGGAUUUUCAAAGGUGCACAAGGGAGUUAGAUGCCUAAAUUCCAUUGAAAUUCAGUGGGAAUUGGGCACUUGACUUAGGGUGACCAGAUGUCCCGAUUUUAUAGGGACACUCCUGAUUUUUGGGUCUUUUUUCUUAUAUAGGCUCCUAUUACCUCCUUACCCCGUCCCGAUUUUUCACACUUGCUGUCUGGUCACCCUAACCUGACUCCUUUAAAAUCCCAGGCAAUAUCACUUUACCCAAUACCACUUUGGCAUUUUCCAGGUUAGUGGAAGCGGUGCCUGAUUCAUGUAAAAAACAGGCCCAUAAGGACUGCUCAUGUGAGAGAGUGCUUGCAGGCCGGGGCCCGUAAUGCUGAGGAGGUUGUGCCUCCUUAGACUCACCAAGAGGGUCCUGGACAAAUCGACUGUCUAAAGUGCUUACCAGACCCCCAUUACCAUAGCAUGUGAGCCC
This is a messenger RNA of Chrysemys picta bellii (western painted turtle), 1843 nucleotides long. RefSeq names its product translocator protein 2 (gene TSPO2). The record is from RefSeq and is a predicted model, not a curated record. Lineage: Eukaryota; Metazoa; Chordata; Testudines; Emydidae. Gene Ontology annotation, cellular component: mitochondrial outer membrane.